This is a messenger RNA of Columba livia (rock pigeon), 3792 nucleotides long. RefSeq names its product CTP synthase 2 (gene CTPS2). The record is from RefSeq and is a predicted model, not a curated record. Lineage: Eukaryota; Metazoa; Chordata; Aves; Columbiformes; Columbidae. The transcript is spliced from 19 exons. Gene Ontology annotation, cellular component: cytoplasm; cytoophidium. Gene Ontology annotation, molecular function: identical protein binding; CTP synthase activity. Bases 452 to 2212 code for a protein of 586 amino acids. Gene Ontology annotation, biological process: pyrimidine nucleobase biosynthetic process; CTP biosynthetic process.
AGAGGGGGGCGUGGGGCCGCCGCGGGGCACCUGUCGCGAGGGGCCGCUGCCGGGCGCGCGCUCCACUCAGCCUCGUUGCCUGCGCGGGGGCGCCCGGCGGGCGGGCGGCUCCUCCUCUUCCUCCCCCCCCGCCCCGCAGCCGCCAGCGCGGAGCGGUCACCGUGACGGGGAAGCAGCGGGUUGGGCUUGUAGCGCGGAGUUCUUACCGGCGCUGAGGGGCGCUGCCGCGGGGCUUCGCCUUCCUCGGGGAAGUGCCGCCCCUGCCGCCUCCUCCUCUUUCUCCCCGCCUCCGCGAGGGUCCGCUUCACUUUGGCAGCCCCCGGCGGUGUCCCUGCGGCCGUUACCGGGCGCAUCACGUCGGGUUGCUGGUUGUAGUAUCAGCCUUUCCAGACAAAAAGGCGGCGCGGGGCGAUUCCCAGCUCAAGAUCAGUGUGCUUGUGCUGAUUUUCCGAUGAAGUACAUCCUGGUAACUGGUGGUGUCAUCUCAGGCAUUGGCAAAGGGAUCAUUGCAAGCAGCAUUGGCACCAUACUGAAAUCAUGUGGUCUACGUGUCACUGCAAUCAAAAUUGAUCCUUACAUAAACAUAGAUGCUGGAACCUUUUCACCAUAUGAACAUGGUGAAGUUUUUGUAUUGAAUGAUGGUGGAGAAGUUGACUUAGAUUUGGGAAAUUAUGAGAGAUUUUUGGACAUCAAUCUCUAUAAAGAUAACAACAUCACCACUGGGAAGAUAUAUCAGCAUGUCAUUAAUAAGGAAAGACAUGGUGAUUACCUGGGAAAAACUGUUCAAGUUGUUCCGCACAUCACUGAUGCAGUUCAGGAAUGGGUAAUGAAUCAGGCAAAAGUUCCGGUGGAUGAUGACAGAAAAGAGCCACAAAUUUGUGUAAUCGAGCUGGGUGGAACCAUUGGAGACAUUGAAGGAAUGCCAUUUGUUGAAGCAUUUAGACAGUUUCAGUUCAAAGCAAGAAGAGAGAAUUUCUGUAAUAUCCAUGUUAGUCUAGUGCCACAGCCUAAUGCCACUGGCGAACAGAAGACAAAACCAACACAGAACAGUGUUCGAGCACUGAGGGGUCUAGGCUUGUCUCCAGAUUUGAUUGUCUGCAGAAGUGCAAAACCUAUAGAAAUGGCAGUAAAGGAGAAGAUUUCCAUGUUUUGCCAUGUGGAGCCUGAGCAGGUAAUAUUUAUCCAUGAUGUUUCUUCCACUUACCGAGUACCAAUCCUGUUGGAAGAGCAAGGCAUCAUUAAGUACUUUAAACAGAGGUUAAAUUUACCUAUUGAUGACCAACCAAGUGAUCUUCUGAUGAAAUGGAAGAAAAUGGCUGACAGAUACGAAAGGUUGCUGAAGGUGUGUUCCAUAGCUCUCGUUGGCAAGUACACAAAACUAAGUGAUUGCUAUGCAUCUGUUUUCAAGGCUCUGGAACACUCUGCGCUGGCAAUUAAUCACAAACUGGAUUUAAUGUACAUAGACUCAACAGAGCUUGAACGUUCUACAGAAGCGGAGAACUCAGUGAAAUAUCACCAGGCAUGGCACAAACUAUGCAAAGCAGAUGGCAUUCUGGUCCCAGGAGGGUUUGGAAUUCGGGGAACAGAAGGCAAACUCCAAGCUAUCUCCUGGGCGAGAACAAAGAAAAAACCUUUUCUUGGAGUUUGCCUGGGAAUGCAAUUAGCAGUUGUGGAAUUUGCAAGAAACUGUUUGAAUUGGAAAGAUGCAAAUUCUACAGAAUUUGACCCAGAUACGAAAAACCCUGUUGUUAUUGACAUGCCAGAACACAAUCCUGGAGAUAUGGGUGGAACAAUGAGACUGGGGAGGAGGAGAACUGUUUUCAAAACAGAAAAUUCUGUUUUAAGGAAACUUUAUGGUGAUGAGAUGUUUGUAGAGGAGCGACACAGACAUCGAUAUGAGGUGAACCCAGAAUUGACUCACUGCUUUGAAGAGAAAGGUUUGAAAUUUGUUGGCCAUGAUACGGAAGGGAACAGAAUGGAAAUUAUUGAACUGGAGAAUCACCCAUAUUUUGUGGGAGUUCAGUUCCACCCAGAGUUUUCCUCAAGACCUAUGAAACCUUCACCUCCAUACCUUGGGCUGUUGCUAGCAGCAACUGGAACACUCAAUGCAUACCUGCAACGGGGAUGUAAGUUGUCUCCAAGUGACAGCUACAGUGACCUCAGUGAUGACAGCUCUCCAGAGAAAGAGUUUCCUAACUCAGAAACAAGCUGAAAUUAUUGUAUGAGGUCACAGAAAUGGAUGAUGCUGUUGAGAGAGUUGGGAACAGGAUGCUACUGAAUACAGAAGAGUAAGCUCCUUAUGGUCCUCAUAGUCUCCUCCUCCUAUACUGUUUUCAAAAAUUCUCUUUACAGAUGGCAGUUGUACUGUCCUGUAGCAAAAACUGUUCUGUAUAAAUGCUGUUUCUCUUUAAAAGUGUCAAAAUGGUUGCGCACCUUAGCUGUUAAUCAUUAUUGAUCCUAUCCUGUGUUUCAGAAUGAUCUCAGGUGAAUAUGUACUAAUUCACUAGUUCAUGACUGUUCUUGAUUUGAAGAAAGAUUUGAUUGUUUUCAGUUCACCUUAGAAGAUAAAAUGCAUUGGUUCUUUUGAAUGAGAGGGAAUGCACUAAAAAAAAUUUAAAGGGAAAGUUGUCUUAUCCACGAGUGGUGGAGAACUGUUUCAAGUUUGUUUCCCUUUUAAGCUUGUUGUAUAUAUAUAUAUGUAUUUUUUUAACUCUUUUGCUGUUCAAUAUGUACAAAGGAGAAAUUGUUGCUGUAUUUCAGCUCUUUGUCAUUAUAACUAUUGAUGUUGGUUACACAUCUUUUCACUUUGUUCUUGUAAGUGAUUUAACUUUACAAUAGUUCAAGUUUAUUUACGCUAUUUCUCCUGAAAGGCUGAUAAUACCAAACAUAAUUCUGACCUACAAAAUUACAGAAGUGAUAUUAGAAGGCAGUUUUGUAUUUGUAUUUUGUAAGAGAGAAAGUAAAUACACUAAUUUGUUAAAAUGUAAUUUGAACACUUGUAUGAAAGUUUUGGAAGAACCAGUCACAAACGUGGAGUAUAGAUGUGAACUAAGGUUCACCCUUGUUUUCCCUCGUCCAGUGACCACUCCAUGGUCAUGGCGCUCAUUCCCCAAUGGGAUAGAACAGCUUAUUUUUAAUUUAGAAAUCACAAGUGACAAAUCACUGCAUGACAAUUGUGGACAGCCCUGCAAAGCCAGGACUGCAGCUGGAAUUGCUGAGACAGAAGGGGAAGGUAAGAGGUGCUGCACCAUGUUUAAGGCUUGAUCCCAUUAGCAGCGUGGCAUCAUUAGACCUGUCAUAGAAGUGGGACCUCAGCUGUGUGACUGAUGGGCUCCAAAUGCCAGGGACACCCUUUCCUAUAAAGAAAACUUCCGAAUUUUGAGUUUCAUGUUUCAUUUUGGUUUGGAGUAAAGAGACUUUUUAAAUUCAUCAAAAGGUAGACAUCUGUAUGAAAAUAAAAAGCACCAUGUCCCUUAUUACAGCUUUGUAAAACAGUGAGUUUGAGAGCUUUGCAUUGCUUUAGAAAAUCUCAGGUUACACAGUCGAUUUAUCUCUUCACUAAAUGAAGCUUUAAUAGUAAUGAAAUACGAAGUGUGUUCCUGAGGCAGUGCUUUUCUGGAGCGGUUUGCAAAUGUGUGCCUGAGAAACAGCAGGUAUUGGCAGAAUUGGUGUCACUGUAUGUCUUCCCCAAUGAGAGGCACUGGCCACUGGUUUGUGAAAGCGAAGCAUUUGUUAAGGUUGUAUGCUGUGUGCAAAUGUAUUUUCAAAUAUAUUAAAUUGUGUUAUUCAGAA